Hyalella azteca is the source of this 2397-nucleotide messenger RNA. Its product is annotated as oocyte zinc finger protein XlCOF6-like. The transcript has a single exon. The record is from RefSeq and is a predicted model, not a curated record. NCBI's taxonomy places the organism in Eukaryota, Metazoa, Arthropoda, Malacostraca, Amphipoda, Hyalellidae. Gene Ontology annotation, cellular component: nucleus. Gene Ontology annotation, biological process: regulation of transcription by RNA polymerase II. Bases 1 to 672 code for a protein of 223 amino acids. Gene Ontology annotation, molecular function: RNA polymerase II transcription regulatory region sequence-specific DNA binding; DNA-binding transcription factor activity, RNA polymerase II-specific.
AUGAGAUAUCAUGUGAUAGCCAAACAUUCAGCAGAGCAGCCUCUACGCUGCUCAGAGUGCGAAUAUACUACUGCCAUUAAAAACAGACUUGAGACGCACGUUCUUCACAAGCAUACAUCCAAGAAACCGCUUAAUUGCUCUGAAUGUGAAUAUUCAUGUGUGACGAAGGCCAACCUGCAAACUCAUGUUCUCCAUAAACAUACAGCCGAGAAACCUAGAAGCUGCUCAGAAUGUGAAUAUUCUUGUGUGACCAAGGGCCAGCUAGAUAGUCAUUUUUUUCAUAAGCAUUCAUCCACGAAACCUCGAAGAUGCUCUCACUGUGAAUUUUCAUGUGUGACUGCGAGCCAGAUGGAGAGUCAUGUUUUUCAUAAACAUACCUCUGAAAAACCUCUCAAGUGCUCCGAAUGUGAAUACUCUUGCGUGGCCAAGAGCCGGAUGUUGAGUCAUAUUCUUUGCAAGCAUUCCAUGGAGAAACCUAAUCGGUGCUCUCAAUGUGAAUAUACUUGUGUGAAUAGAUCUGAUCUCAAAAGGCAUUUAAUAUCCAAGCAUUCAUUGGUGAAACCCUUUAGCUGCUCGGAAUGCAAAUAUACUUGCGUCAGUAAGCGAAGCCUAAUUCGACACAGUCAAGUAAAACAUUCCGGAGAACAGGAAUCAUCACUCCCGAUCGUGUAAAUUAAAUCCCCUAAGUAAAUGAAGUAAAUCAACAAAAUAUUUUCUCUAGCUUCAUUCAGAAAAGAAGCCUCUUCGAUGCUCGGAGUUGGUAGCUCAGUGACAAAAUUGUCACACCAAUGUCUUUUCAGCGUAAGUUCAUAGCAACUUCUUAAUUAUAUAGGAAAUGAUUUGACGCUCUAGGUUCUAAUCCAAUUAUUUUUUCCAAAAUUCAAUUCCAGAAAAUUAUCUAGGACAUUUUAUCUCAGUGUCUUCUUUCAGGCAACAAUUAACAAUGCCCUCAAAUUAUAUACUCGAGAAACUUGUUCCGUAAACAAACGCUCAUGAAUUCAAUGGUUCGUUGGAGCAAAUUAAGUAAACAUUUUACGCAAGUUUCCAGCACUCUCUUGUACUCACGCUCUUAAGUGUACAGACUUGCUUUAAGCCCCAACACAGGCCAGUACCUUGCGACGAGGACAGCCUCUCUAUAUUAACCUCUGUACACUUUACUGUCGCUUGUGUGUCAUGUCCAAAGGCAAGCGAACCUAAUUUACUGUCAGCAGACGCAGGGUCAAGUCGUGCCCGCAGAGCUUUACUGGCUUUGAAGUCCGUGAACUUCAUGCGCUGUGGCGAAUAGCCAUCCACUAUAGCCUCCCAAUAUGUGUAGCCCAAACUGCAUUACAUUGCCUGUACAAAAUUCUACGUCAAAAAUAGCCUUGUGAUUAAAUUCACAACAGAAUCUCUAUAUUGCUCACGCCAAAUUGAUCACACCGGCUAUUGGCAAAUCUGUUCUCAUGCGAGAUCGGCUUUUUGCCAGUCUUAUUACAGUAAAAAUUGAUACCUGCUGAGGACAAAAUAGCGCCUUGCGUUAACCGUCAUUGACGCCGUACCUUCAGCGCCAUUAGAUGUUGCAUUAUCAUUUUGUGGACAGCGUAGAACUUAUGUGCUGCACGUGCUCGAACGGCACGUAAGCCAAGCACAAAAUUUAGGUAAUGGACCAUCGACAAUUUCAUAUGAUUACUUUUCUUUGUUAACAAUCUAACUUCGUUUGUUUCAAAAUUUAUGUAACUACUUUUAACUUCGUCGUUACGCGAAAAUUUAACUAUUCACCCAACAUAUGUUAGCAAUUGUCUUAUUAUUCAAAUUUUACAUCAAAAAAUUUUCUGUACUCAAUUAAUGAAUGUGAAUAAUACUCUUCUAAUGGUUUAACAGGAGAAAGUCGAGUAAAAGUAGAAAGUACUCUGUAAUGCCUGUGAACGCUCCGCUAAAAUUGAAAAUUCACUUUAAUUUAUAUAGGGGAAACGCUAGGUUGCAUUCUUUAGCCAGUCCAAUUAUUUUUCAAGGUUUUUUUCUCGUUUGAUUAAGCUUAGGGUAUUAAGCUUAAGGGGAUGAGCUUAGAUUAAGAUUGUAUUUGAAUAAGAUUAUGUCACUUCUAAACUCCUGUGCUUCUGUAAAUGAACCAUUUCUAAAUAAUGAGUCGGAUAUUAUUGUAAAAUUUCACGUACGAGUAUAUUAAACUUUAUGUUCGAACUUUCUUACUAUAGAUCAAAUCUGGCAUUGUAAUUUGAGGUAGCCCCUGAUAUUUUCUAUUCGAUUAAUGUCUCAGUUUACGUUCAUACUUUGCACUAUGUUCCAAGUCUACUCUGAAACCGUGUAGUGAUUUAUAUGUCUGUCUUGCGAUCGAAGUCUUGCUAGUUUUGGUCAGCGGCAUCAUUCUUCAAUCUCAAUAAAAAAUAUUUAGUGACUCUC